AUGAUUAAGUCAGCUGAUCCAAGAAAAAGAAACACGAGGCAUAUUCUCACCCCGGCAAACCUAUCAGCAGCUAUUCACUUUACGGGUUUACCUAAUGAUUGGACUCAAGAUACAAUAUCAUCUGUAGUAGCUGGUUCUGGACCAAUUGUAUCUGUUCAAUCAAAGAAAGAUCCUCGGACUGGGAAACUAACAGGGAUUGUUGUAGAAUACACAGACAGUAAAACAUGCCAACAUGGCUUUGAAUUACUGAACAAAAUCAAACACUUGCCAUUAAAAAUGGAAAUGAUAAUACCGAGCAAAUAUAAGGAUACAUUCUUAAAUGGCGUAAAGAGGCCAAUCUUAGACCUUCAAAGAGAUUCUUAUCCAUGGGAUUCCAAUUUAGAAUUACCUUUUGAAAUGGUUACUCAAAUACCUAUUCCGAGAAAACCCAUUUCUCAACCAGCUCAACCAUCAUCGUCUACUCCUAGUUCUCAAAUUCCAGCAGGUAACAACACAUCUGGAUCAGCUUCUAUACCUGACAUUUUAGGUAAAGCAUCAAAACAUUUGCCAGCUUUCCAACCAAAUAUAAUAACAUCCCCGGAUCAAAUUUCUCAAAAUUUAAGUAAAAUACCACCAUUACAAGUCAUCGAAAUCAUCUCGAAUUUAAAAAUUCUUGCAAGCCAACAAGGUAGCAAUACUCGCUCUCAAUUAGAAGAGUUUUUAAAAACAAAUAGAGAGUUGAUUGUUACUUUGUCCCAAGCUUUAUUAGAAAUGGGUUUUAUAGAUUAUAGCAUAGUUACACAAGUGUUAUCUAGAUUUCCAUCUCAGCAACUUCAAUCACCUCAAACUAUGAAUGCUGGACUGAACAUGCCAAAUCAAAUGAACAGAGGUAUGAAUAUGUUGAUGAAUCCAAUGGCUCAACAAAUGAACAUGCAAAUGAAUCCACAAAUGAAUAUGAACGUGAAUAUGGGUAUGAAUGUAAAUCCUAUGUCUGUACCCCCCCCUCCUCCAAUGAACAUGAACAUGAAUAUGAACAUACCGCCACCUUUCAUGAUGAAUCAAGGACAAAAUAUGAACCAACAGCCAUUUGGAUUUAAUCAAUCUGCUAUGCCUCCACCUCCUUCCUUUCGACCAACUCAGUCCCAACCUCAACUCCAACCUAAACCUCAGCAAGCUGUUAGCAGCAACCCUAACAUUAAUCUAACUAAAUUGCAGUCUCUUCCUCAAGCACAACAAGAUAUGAUUAAACAAGUAUUGACUUUAACAGAUAGCCAAAUAGGCUCCCUACCACCAGAUCAAAAGACAAUGGUUGCAAACCUACGUAAAGAGUAUCUACUCUAA
Molecule: messenger RNA, 1320 nt
Organism: Henningerozyma blattae CBS 6284
Lineage: Eukaryota; Fungi; Ascomycota; Saccharomycetes; Saccharomycetales; Saccharomycetaceae
Gene: PTI1
Product: cleavage polyadenylation factor subunit PTI1
Exons: 1
Coding region: 1-1320 (439 amino acids)
Biological process (GO): mRNA 3'-end processing
Cellular component (GO): mRNA cleavage and polyadenylation specificity factor complex
Molecular function (GO): mRNA binding
Source: RefSeq, a predicted model, not a curated record